AUGGCAUCCACUCCGGCAGCGAUGGCGGCGUCCCCGCCGCCGCCGCCGCUCAAGUACCGUCACUGCAACAAUGCGGACGGGCUGGUGUCGGUGGAGGCGCUGCGAAUCAUCGUGGAGACGAAGGCAUGCUUCGUGGCGGUAGCGCUGGCGCUGGCCUACUUCCUGACGGCGUCGCGGCACCGGCUGUGGAGCUCCAGCCACCUCAUCAAGGGCUUCCUCUUCGCCGCCACGCAGCCGGUCACCCGCUUCCUCGUCGGCAUGUUCGCCAUGCUGCUCUCCAUGCCCUUCCGCAACGACCUCUACCUCCUCUGGGGCAUCCUCCUCCUCGCCGGGUACGAGGGCGUCUACACCAUCUCCGGCUACGGCGUCUCGGCACGCCUCUCCGACCUCGCCGUCCACGAGUUCACGCGCUGCAGCAACAUCGUUUUGCUCGGGCUGUACGUCCGGUACUAUUCCCAUGCCUCGCAGUUCCGGUACCCGCUCUGGGCGCUCUGGGCGCUGAUGGUCGCCAAGUUCUUGGAGCGGAUCGUCCGGUUCAAGAUCGCCCACGGAAGGUACGGCGACGGGAACACCGGCCUGGUCGCCGACUACAUGAAGCACGAGCACGAGCUGCCACCGGAGAGCUGGGCAGAGACAGACAUUGAAGCUGGCCAGCAUGGCUUCCCCAUGAAUAACUACAACUACCUCAUCGUCGGCGACUCCAAGUUGGAGGACAAAGUAAUCCCGGCGAUCUACGAGGCAAAGUUGGAGCCGGAGGCCGACACGGUCACCGUCGCCAAGGUGUGGACAUGCAAGGGAGAUCUGCUCGAGUGCAAAAAAUACGGGGACAGGCUGAAGGACGUCUGCCUGUCCUUCGCGCUGUGCAAGCUGCUGAGGCGGAAGUUCGCCGGCGUUGAUGCGUCGACGGAGGAGCUGGCCAAAUCGCGGGAGCUCGUCUUCGACGGCCUCAUCACGAGCGGCAUCGACGCGGAGCGGACGUUCCGAGUUGUCCGCGCGGAGCUCGGCUUCGCGAGAGACAUCAGCUUCACCAAGUACCCCAUCUUGUUCAGCUGCGGCUUCCCGGUCGUCAGCGUCGUGCUGUUCUUGGCGACGCUCGGCGCGUCGCUGUGGAUCAUGGUGUCCGCGAUCCUGCACUACCGGGUUCCUCGCGGGAGCACGCCCAACUUGGUCAACGGCAAGAACGUGGAUUUGUCCAUCACUUUUGGCAUCGUCAGCAUGGUCACGGCCAUGGACAUCUGCGAGUUCUCCAUGCAUAUCUCUUCUAACUGGACCAAGGUUAUGGUUGUCUCUGAAUACGUCCGGAACCGGUACGGCCGAUGCUACCUCCUUGACCGUAUCAUACGGCUCGUGUGCCACGGCAAUAUCGCCGAGCCAAUCGGCAACUCCCUGGGGCAGUUCGACCUCGUCAAUGGCACGAAGAGAGGGCGCAUCUCGAGGUGCGUCGUGCAGCUGUACCACAACGCGAGAUCGUUCGUCCUGCUCAACGACGACGACAAGUACCGCAUCAUGAAAGGCAAGAGCCUCAGAGUUCCGGGCGCGGUGAAGACGGCGAUCUGCGAGGCGCUCAUGAGGAACAGGAGCGAGCUGGCGAAGGGCCAGCCGCUGCCCCGAGCAGCAAGCAUGCUGAGGGCGCAUUGCCACCCGCCGACGGCGAUCGAGACCGUCGUCGUGUGGCACGUCGCGACGUGCUGCCUUGAGAGGGGGGCUCCGAUCAAACUCGGCGAGAGCGAGCGCCAGCGCGAGGAGUUCCGGCGGCUUCAGGAGAGCUACGAGGUGGCCGCCGCUCUGUCCAAGUACUGCGCCUACCUGUUGUUCUACAAGCCCAAGAUGCUGGGGUCGGUCGGCAAUAACACGGUGAGCUACACCUGCAAGACAUUGGUCAAAGAGGCCGCCGCCGCCGACAAUACCAACACCGGCGGCGGAGGCAGCGACGGUGACAAAAUGAUCAGCAAGGGCAAACUGCUCGCGCAGCGGCUCUUAAAGGUGCGCGGCUGGGUGGAUUGGACGGAGCUGAAGGAGUUCUGGUCGGAGAUGCUGAUAGCGCUCGCGGCAUCCGGGAGCGUUAGCGCCCACGAGAAGGGGCUCGGCGACGGCGGCGAGUUCAUCACGCACGUCUGGGCGUUGCUGUACCACGCAGGGAUCGAUGGCAACUCCUCGUCGAGUGCCAUUGUUGGCUCUGCCGGUGGUGGAACUGGCGGCAGGGCGGACAAUUCUACGUUUCAGAAUGGCACGGCCGUCGAAUCACACGGUUAA
This is a messenger RNA of Oryza brachyantha (malo sina), 2253 nucleotides long. RefSeq lists its product as uncharacterized. The record is from RefSeq and is a predicted model, not a curated record. The coding region runs from base 1 to 2253 and encodes 750 amino acids. The transcript has 2 exons. Lineage: Eukaryota; Viridiplantae; Streptophyta; Magnoliopsida; Poales; Poaceae.